Paramuricea clavata is the source of this 566-nucleotide messenger RNA. The record is from the annotation of a GenBank genome assembly. NCBI's taxonomy places the organism in Eukaryota, Metazoa, Cnidaria, Anthozoa, Malacalcyonacea, Plexauridae.
GUCUGGGAUCUUGGUGAAGAUGCAGAAUGGAAAUGCACUGCUAGUUGGAAGGUAAAGUAUAUUUAUUUUGAACUGGUACUCCCCUUGACACUUGUAUUUAUUAAUGAAGUAAUAUUCUAUUUUAUACUCCAGACUCAUUACGGUUCAGUAUGGCGCGUAACGUGGGCACAUCCAGAGUUUGGUCAAGUCUUAGCAACAUGUUCAUUUGAUAACACUGCUGCUGUCUGGGAGGAACAAAGUACGCUUUAAAUAAUCUGGUGCUGAGAUUAACAAGUAGUGUCUGCUUUUCCCAAGUCUGAUUCUGAUCCCAGUUAUUUAAACUAUCAAACAUGUCAAAUGAUGCCAUUAAUUUUGCAUGCAAAUUGGCAUAACUUUUGCAUGUAAUUGCCAUGUGUGCUCUAGCUAAGAAAUAAUUCUGAUUCUCGUCAAAGCUACAAAUGAGACAAACUGCAUAGGAUAUCAACUCUCUCUUGAUUCUCAUCUUAAUUCGCUCGUUUUAAUAUUCUUAAAUAGUUGCCACAGAAACACGACGAGGAACAGGAACACAGAGAGGUCAAAGCUUCUGG